AUGGCUACAUGCUCGAGUACGCAAGUUAUACCGAUGCGACCUGAACUACCAGAAUAUAUGGUUGAUAUGAGUGAUAAUGAUUUUGGCGCAAAAUUUUUUUCAGAAAUCAAUCUUGAUUAUCCUGGCUUAACCAAUGUAAAAACCAUGGUGCAGAAAGGAAAUUACACCAUUGCAUUACAAGAGUGGUCUAAUUUAUUUUGGGAUCGAACUAGCUCAAUUACUGAUGCAUCAAAAUACUCAAGAGCUAGUUGGUAUGUCUGUAAUGAUGAUGAUUUAAUGUUAUCCGACACUGUAAAAUUCCAACGAGAAAGCCUAAUAGUAGAUUAUGGGUUGCCGUUUUCAAGAAAAUCAGCAAUUGAUAUGGCUGCAGGUUCAGGAAAUCCCUCUAUGGAAUGGCAUAGACCUGACAGUUAUAACUGUUAUAUCAACACGUUAGCUCAUCCUAAAGUGUUAAUACGUAAGGUAGAAGACAUAAAAGCAGGUGUAAGUUGUCCCUUCACCAGUGAACAAUAUCUUACACGGUGGUCGAAUAUAACCCGGGACUUUGUGAAUAACAAUUGGAAUUGUGGGCUGCGACUAUGCAAAUCUACUUCUGCAACUGCACAAACAUUAAAUCACUAUCAGGUUUGUACCGCUCCUGAGAAUUGGGGUUAUCAUCAUGUUGGGUUUAUGUAUUGGCAUAUUUAUGGCUUACAUAAUCUUUUAGAAAGUUGGAUAGAUAGUAUUCGGCAUUUAACUGCAAACAUGAAUCAUGAAGCAAAAACCUAUAUUCCUUAUCGUACUACUACUGAAAUGUGCUACUUUAUGAUGCUUUGGCCUGGUGUCAAUGGCGCAGAUAAUGAUCCUCACGUUGGUCUGAUUGCUCAACGCACGUUAAUUGCUACAGAUUUAUUUGAAUUAUCGCUUUUGAUGCCCGAGUUUCUACGACAACCAAAAUUAAAUAGUUACUCAAAUACAGUCUUUUGCAAUUUAGUUGAUAUAACAGCUACUUGUCCAUUUAGUGACUUUAAUCGAGAUGGUACGGGUACAGAGAAUUCCCUCAACUAUAUGUUCCUUACACAUCGCACACUGAAGGUUUUGUUAGGUUUAUGUACCGAUGCUAAUAUUAGUUGCAUGUGGAAAAAUGCAGUAGAAUCAUUGAUUACUCGCAGGAACAAAUUUAGAGACAACAUAUACACUAACUUGGGUACUCAAGUUCUAUGCGCUGGUGAUUAUCAAGCGGAUUAUAACUCUCACGAUGGUAAAUUGCCUAAACCAGUCCAUCCUGUAGCCUAUAAAUCCAUAGCUUUUCCUUGGCAUGGCUUGUAUAGUAUGCGUGAUGGAUUUACUCCUAACGACUUUUUCAUUAGUCUUCACUCCCCUUUGCGUGGUGCUGGGCAUGAAGCUAAUGAUGUUAAUAAAAUUAUGCUGGAAGCAUUCGGGCGAUAUAUGCUGGUAGCAAAUGCCGGGGAAGGCAGUGUAUGGGGUUCGAGUUGGGUGCAAAAUACUGUACAAGUAGAUGAUAAACCACAGGCAAAAGUAAAUCAUCCACGUCACGGUGCAUGGACAAACCCUCAAAGUGGGUUGUGGCAUGUGGGAGACAGUUUUGACAUGGCAGAAACUAAUUAUACCUAUGGCUAUGGCCCACAGACAAGUCCGCUUCCUCCUGCCAUUAUUAUGAGUGUGACGCAUAAAAGGAAAGUUAUCCAUCUAAAAAAUUUGAAAAUAGCCUUGGUAGUGGAUAAAAUGGAGGCGUCCGACGAUGAAACCCAUAAGUAUACACAGAUUUGGCAUUUUCAUAAGGACUUUCCCGAUACUAAUGUAACAAUAAAUAGCAAUAAUAAAAUUAUUGCCACCAACCAAUCCGAUACAGCAAACAUAUGUAUGUUACAAGCUUCUCAAGAACCACUGAAUUAUUCGAAGUAUUAUGCGGAAAGUUACACCGGUCCAAUACCUGCCCAUAUAAAUGAUAUAAAAACUGACGGCACUAGUUUUCGUGGUUGGUUCAACAAUGCUGAUGGCUAUGGAUUUCGAAAUAAUAUUUAUCCUGCUGUAGACAUCUAUGCUAAUUUUACUGGGAUGGGGAGUCAAAAGAUAAUAACUGCUUUAGUUCCCAGCCACAAUACUACUGGUCGUAUUUUAAGUAGCAAUCGCAUAGAAACUGAUAAAAUGAUAGGUAUUGAAAUAGUAUUGACUGACAAUACUGAAAUUCGGAUUUAUGAAGCUAUAGGAGCAAAUGUUACCUUCAGUUUUCCAAAUGUAACUGCUGAAAUGCUAGUGCUUCUUAAAAAACCUGGACAAAUACGCUGGACUGGACUUUAUCAAUAUUCUGAUGAUAUACCUAUUAAUCAUGCAGAAUUUGAAAUUUUCCCUAACAACACAGUCUUACCCAUAUAUCAUAUUCGUACACCCGACUGGUUUAAUUGGGAAAUCGAUAAUUCAGGACAUGAAUUUCCGUUAUAUUUCAAAGGCACUAUACAACCUGAAGAAGGUAUGCGAAAAAUAUAUGCAGGUGAAUCAGUAACUCUUAAAGCCAUUACACCCUCAGAUUAUGCUUCUGGUUAUGAUUAUCAAUGGAAAGUAAAUGGAACAAAUGUGGGCAACAAUGCCGACUCUUAUUCUUAUAAUACACAACCGAACGAUUUGAUAGAAUGUACGAUCACUGCCACACCAUUUACCGGAGACUCUCCAUACAUAUUCAAUACAAACGCUUUGCGUGUAUGCGAGGGAACUUUUACUUCAAUAUUUAUUUGCACCAAUAUAACAAAAUUCUAG
Messenger RNA from Rotaria socialis, 2754 nucleotides. NCBI's taxonomy places the organism in Eukaryota, Metazoa, Rotifera, Eurotatoria, Philodinida, Philodinidae. The record is from the annotation of a GenBank genome assembly.